Molecule: messenger RNA, 410 nt
Organism: Thamnophis sirtalis
Lineage: Eukaryota; Metazoa; Chordata; Lepidosauria; Squamata; Natricidae
Source: RefSeq, a predicted model, not a curated record
CUCACAAACAUAAGAAACACGAUGCACUGCAACCCUGUGACACUGAAUACCCUGUGUUUGUGUACGAGCCGGCUAUCAAAGAGGCCAAUGGACUAAUUGAGUGUGGAGCCUGUCAGAAGAUGUUUUUGGCACAGCAAAUUAUGAACAGCAAUCUUCUGCUCCUGGUAACCGAUGCCACCUGUGAUUGCAGCAUCUUCCCAUCUUUUGCAUUGAAAGCUAAAGAAGUCAAAUAUAACAAUUCGGUGAAAUGCGACAGGAUGCGCUCUCAGAAACUAAGACGCCGACCAGACAGCUGCCAUGCAUUCCACCCAGAGGAAAAUGCCCAAGAUUGUGGAGGAGCUGCAGCGAUUUCAGCCUCCUCAACUUUGCUUCUGUUUCUGCUGGCCACAACAGCGCUACUUCUGCGGUGA